AUGGCCUCCGCAAAGUACCAGAAGCCUCCCCAAGCCCCUCCUCUCUUCACUGCCACCACCGAGUCUCUCGCCAAAGACACCCGCCGUCUGCUAGACCAGUCUCGCCGCAUCCAAGACCAGAUCGUCAAGGACGUCACGACCGAGUCGGCAAACUUCCACAAUGUCGUCCUACCCAUGGCUCUCGAUGACAACAAGAUGGCCAUCGAAUCACACAUCAUCGGUUUCUACUCAGCCGUGUCGACCGACUCCAAGCUGAGACAUGCUUCCAUCGAGGCCGAGAAAGAGAUGGACGAGUUCGGUAUUGAGUCUAGCAUGCGCGAGGAUAUCUUCAAGCUUGUCGAUGCCGCUCUCAAAAACUCGAAGGAUCUGGACGCUGAGAGCCAGCGUCUGCUCGAGAAGGAUCACAAGGGCUUUGUGCGCAUGGGUCUGAAUGUGCCUGCUGGCCCCAAGCGUGACCGUUUCAAGGACAUCAAGAAGCGAUUGUCUGAACUCAGCAUCACCUUCCAGAAGAACUUGAACGAAGAGCAGGGUGGUCUCUGGUUCUCCGAACAAGAGUUGGAAGGUGUCCCCAAGGACGUUCUCGACGGUCUCAAGAAGGGCGAGGGCGAGAACGCCGGCAAAGUCUGGCUCACAUUCAAGUACCCCGAUCUCUUCCCCACCCUGAAGUACUGCAAGAACCCCGAGGUCCGCCGCAAGGUCUUCACCUCGAAUGAGAACAAGUGCAACGAAAACGUUCCCCUCUUCAAGGAGGCUAUCGUCCUCCGCGAUGAGGCCGCCCGUAUUCUUGGUUACCCCAACCAUGCCACCUUCCGCAUCGAGGACAAGAUGGCCAAGGCCCCUGCCACUGUUGACGAUUUCCUUGGUGACUUGCGCACCCGUCUCUCACCCGGCGGUGUUGACGAGAUCAAGAAGCUGAAGACUCUCAAGGAGAAGGACUUCAAGGACCGUGGUGUUGAACAGCAGAACGACGGCAAGUACUACCUCUGGGACCACCGUUAUUACGACACUUUGAUGCUUGAACACGAGUACCAGCUUGAGCAAGAAGCAAUUGCCGAGUACUUCCCUCUUGAAACUACCAUUCGUGGUAUGCUCCAGAUCUUCGAGGAGCUUUUCGGUCUCGCCUUUGUCCAAGUCACUGGCAAGGACCGUGAUUCUAUCAGUCCUACUGGCAAGGGUGACGACAUCAUUUGGCACCCCGAUGUUCAGGUCUUCAGCGUUUGGGAUGAUGAGGGUGAGGGCAGCGGCUUCGUUGGCUACCUUUACCUCGAUCUGCAUCCUCGCGAUGGCAAGUAUGGUCACGCUGCCAACUUCAACCUCCAGCCCGGUUACAUCGAUGAGAAUGGCAAGAGAAGGUACCCUGCCACCGCUUUGGUCUGCAACUUCUCAAAGCCUACUCCCAAGAAGCCUUCUCUUCUGAAGCACGACGAGGUCGUCACUCUCUUCCACGAGCUCGGCCACGGUAUUCACGACCUUGUAUCUCGCACCACUUACUCCCGCUUCCACGGCACAGCCACUGUCCGCGACUUCGUAGAGGCUCCUUCACAAAUGCUUGAGAAUUGGUGCUGGACCGCUUCACAACUCCGCAGCUUAUCGCGUCAUUACAGCUACCUCUCAGAUAGCUACAAGGCCGCUUUCACCGAGUCAAGCAAAUCUGGCAAGCAACAGCCGCCAGAGACUAUGCCCGACAACCUGAUUGACAGCAUCAUCCGUACACGUCAUGUCAAUGACGCUCUCUUCAACCUCCGUCAGCUUCACUUCGGUAUCUUUGACAUGACCGUACAUGAAGGCAAGUCACAUGACGAUAUUAAGGGUCUUGAAGUGAGCAAACUGUACAAUUCACUUCGCAAAGAGAUUUGUUCACUCGACGGCCCAGAGGAACUUGGACAAGGCCUUGACUGGGGUAAUGGUCAAGCUACGUUUGGUCACUUGAUCGGUGGCUACGAUGCAGGUUACUAUGGCUAUCUGUCUUCUCAGGUAUACUCGGCCGACAUGUUCUACUCGGUGUUCAAGAAGGACCCCAUGAAUGGCAAGGAAGGAAGGAGAUAUAGGCACACUGUGUUGGAACGUGGCGGUAGCCAGGAUGAGAUGCAGACGCUUGAGGAUUUCCUCGGCAGAAAGCCCAGCACAGAGGCAUUCUACAAGGAGUUGGGCCUGAGUUAG
Messenger RNA from Aureobasidium pullulans EXF-150, 2160 nucleotides. RefSeq names its product metallopeptidase MepB. Gene Ontology annotation, biological process: proteolysis; peptide metabolic process. The record is from RefSeq and is a predicted model, not a curated record. Lineage: Eukaryota; Fungi; Ascomycota; Dothideomycetes; Dothideales; Saccotheciaceae. Gene Ontology annotation, cellular component: mitochondrial intermembrane space. Gene Ontology annotation, molecular function: metalloendopeptidase activity. The transcript has a single exon. Bases 1 to 2160 code for a protein of 719 amino acids.